This is a messenger RNA of Physeter macrocephalus (sperm whale), 4404 nucleotides long. RefSeq names its product HAUS augmin like complex subunit 5 (gene HAUS5). Lineage: Eukaryota; Metazoa; Chordata; Mammalia; Artiodactyla; Physeteridae. Gene Ontology annotation, biological process: centrosome cycle; spindle assembly. Gene Ontology annotation, cellular component: HAUS complex; centrosome. The transcript has 19 exons. The coding region runs from base 40 to 1995 and encodes 651 amino acids. The record is from RefSeq and is a predicted model, not a curated record.
CUUGAAGAAGGGGCGGGAGGCGGCGGCUGAGGCGCUGUCAUGGAGUUAGCGCAGCAAGCGCGGGAACUGGGCUGCUGGGCGGCGGAAGAGAUGGAGGCGCCCGUGGCCGCCCGGGCCCCGGAGUCGACGCUGCGCAGGCUGUGUCUGGGCCAGGGGGCCGAUAUCUGGGCCUACGUCUUGCGGCAUGUGCACAGCCAGAGGAAUGUCAAGAAGAUCCGGGGAAACCUGCUCUGGUAUGGCCACCAGGACAGUCCAGAGGCCCGUCGGAAGUUGAAGCUGGAAGCCGCUGUUGCCCACCUGCGGGCAGAGAUCCUGGAGUUAGACCAGAGCCUGGAGCUGAUGGAGCGAGAGACUGAGGCUCAGGACAUGACCAUGGAGCAGGCCCUACAGAGCAUGCAAGACACCCAGCGUCGUGCUCUCCUCCUCCGGGCCCAAGCUGGGGCCAUGCGAAGACAGCAGCGUGGGCUCCAAGGUCCCAUGCAGCAGCUGCAGAAUCAGCUCAAGCAUUUGCAGGACAUAGAGAGGAAGGCCAAAGUGGAUAUAAACUUUGGACCCUUGACAUCAGCAGCCCUGAGCCUGGAGCCUGUGGUCCUGGGCGAUGUCCGAACAGCCUGCAGCCUCCGGACCCAGUUCCUGCAGAAGCUCCUGAUGCCUCGGGCCAAGGGAGGCAGCAUUCCAACCCCUCGAGAUGAUCUCUUUGGAACUUCCUACCAGCAGUGGCUUAGCUCAGUGGAGACACUGCUGACAAACCACCCUCCGGGCCACAUCCUGGCUGCCUUAGAGCAUCUGGCUGCAGAGCGGGAGGCAGAGAUCCAGUCCCUGUGCACCGUGGAUGAGCUCCAAGAUACAGAGAUAGCCAGGGUCCAGGCAAGGGGACAGGUCUUCUGUCUCUGCAGCUCGGCCCCUAUUCUCAGCUCCCAGGCCCCAGACCAGCCCAACUCCAGCCAGGCCCUGCCGUCCAUGGUGCAUCUCAUCCAGGAGGGCUGGCAGUCUGUGGCUGCGCUGGUCACCCAGCGGGGCCCCCUCCUGAAGGACCAUCAAAUCCUGACCCAGCACCUCCAGGGCCUGAUGGAGGAGAUGGAGAGACGUACCGUGGGAUCCAGCGAGAGGCAGGCAUUGGUGCUGGGGCUCCGGAGCUCUGCCCUGUGGGCAGAACUCAAGGCCCUGCAUGCCAUGAGCCGGGAGCUGGAGGAGGCUGCUGGGCAGAGGCAGCUUCUGCUCCAGGAGCUACAGGCCAAACAGCAGCGGAUCCUGCACUGGCGCCAACUGGUGGCGGAGACACAGGAGCAGGUCCGCCUGCUCAUCAAGGGCAACUCAGCCAGCAAGACGAGCCUGUGCCGGAGCCCUGGGGAGGUGCUAGCUUUGGUUCGGCAAAAAGUGGUCCCCACAUCUGAGAUGGUGGCACCACAGAGCCAAGAGCUGCUUCGGUGUCUAGAGGAGGAAGCCCAGCAUCUGCCCCACCUUCUGCUGGGCACCCUGCUGCGGCACAGCCCUGGAGGGUUGCAGCCCCUCCCUACGGUCCUGCCAUCCAUCCACCAGCUGCAUCCUGCAUCCCCAAGAGGCUCCAGCCUCAUAGUGUUGAGCCACACUCUGGGGCUGCCUGCAGGGAAGGCUCCGGAGCUGCUCCUCCCGAAGGCUGCCUCUCUUCGCCAGGACCUUCUGUUCCUCCAGGACCAGCAAAGUCUCCGAUGCUGGUAUCUGCUCCACAUGAAGACCAGCCUGCCGCCAGGACCAUCCACCCAGGAGCUGCUGCAGAUCCGGGCAUCCCAGGAAAAGGAGCAGAAAGAGAACCUGGGGCGGGCUCUGAAGUGCCUGGAGCACCUGCUGAAACAAGCACUGAAGCGAAUCCCCGAGCUGCAGGGAGUUGUGGGGGACUGGUGGGAGCAGCCGGGACAAGCCGCCCUCUCCGGGGAGCUCUGCCAAGGCCUGUCGCUACCCCAGUGGCAGCUGCGCUGGAUCCAGGCCCAAGGUGCCCUGCAGCAGCUGUGCAGAUGAAGAGAUGGCUCAAAAAGAAGUCCAGAGCUUCGCAUUUGUUCACCCCAACGCUUCACUUCCCUUAAUAAGACUUUUGGAAGAAAGCAUUGCCUGGAUGCAUCAGCCCAUUGUCUCUACCCACACCUGCCGUCCCCCUUCACAGACUGUUCCGUUUUUCCUCUCAGUUGCCUUGCCACUGUCCUAUCAUCCCACUAAAGCCAAGAGAAUGGGGUACUGUGGGCCACACCCUACCUGAAACUCUCCUCGUCACUUUUACCCUCAGCAAAAAGUAAUCAAGCAAUGGCUCUAAAUACUGAGGAUCCAGCACUGAAAAAAAUGGACAGAAGUCCCAGCCUUCAGGGAGUUGUCAUUCUAGGACAGGAGAACAGACCACUGACAAAAUAAGUAAACAAAAUAUUUAGUAUGUAGAAGAACUGCUGUGGAGAAAAAGCGGUUGUAGUGGUGUGAUUUUUAAAUAGAGAGCUACACAGCAAAGGUGACAGUCUAUAAAGGUAGAGAGAGAAGGAAGCACACGGGUAUCUGAGGAAGGCUUGCAGAGGGGAAGACUACGGCACAUGCAAAGGCCCUGAGUUCAGAUGUGUUGGUGUGAGGGCUGAGGCAGUGCAGCUGCUGGAAGAGGGGAAGGUUUAAGAGAUGACAUUGCCUUCUAGUUUUAUACAAUUUCUUUUGUAAAUGUAAAUUUUAAAUCUCUGAGCCAUUUGGAAUUUAUCCAAAUGGAUUCAAUUUUGUCUUAUUGUAAAUAUAUCUCACUAGCACUUAUUAAAAUUCUCAUUCAGAGCAGUGAUUGCCUCUGAAGGAGGGCUGGGUGGCAGGGAUCAACCAAGGCGGAGACAAACUUUCUCGAGUUGGGAAUAUGUUGUACGUUGAAGGUGGUGGGGUUACACAGGUGUAUAGAUUUUUCAGAACUUAUCUAGCUGUACUGAUUAGAUCGAUGCAUUUCACUGAAUUAUCUUCAACUUAUAAAGUAAAACUUUACCUACCUAAACUUUAAAGUAGUUUUAGGUGAUUUGAGAUGCCACCUUUUCAUACACUAAAUUUCCAUGGUUAAUUUGGCUGCAUCUGUGUUCUCUCCACGUCCAUUGUCUGUCUGACUCUUUUGUGCCAUCCCCACAGUGUUUUAAUUAUAAAGGCUGUGUAAUACGUCUUAGUACCUGAGAUGGCUGAUUGCCAUAUUGCUCUUAUUUUUCAAUGUGUCCCUGUCUCUUGCUAUGUUUUUCUCUCAAAUGAAGUGAACUUUAUACCCAAUUUGCCUGGUUCCAGAAGAAAUACAAACAUAGAUGGGGGUUUUAUUGGGGUUGCAGUUAGUUUACAAAUUAGAGAUAUUUGACAUCUUUGAGAUUUUAAACCUGAUUUUCCACCUCCCUUCCCAUAACUCCUCUCUUGGCCUCCAGAGCACCCUCACUCUCCCAGUUCUCCUCCUGUCCCUGGCUACGCUUUCCCAGUCUCUACACGUUUGCCUCCCUAUGUGCCACCUUAGUGUCCCCCCUCCUCUUCAUCUCAGCUCCGAGCCACGCCCCCUACUGAACAUGAGGGUCCUUACCCCCGUCCUUGCUCAGUAUUUCUCCAUAGCACAUCUUCUGACAUACACUGUUUUACUUUAUUUAUCUUUUAUUGUCCUCAAACAAAAUGUGAGCUCCAUGAAGGUGAAUUCCUCUAUAAACUAGAAGUUGGACAAACUUUCCUAAAUAUGAUUUGAAAUCCAGAUGCAAUAAGGGGAAGUACUGACAAAAAAAAUAAAAGAAACUUUUACAUGGUUAAAAAAAAAAAGCAAAGUAAGAAGAAAUGACAAAUUGGGGGGAAAUGUUCGCAGUUUAUAACAUAAAAGGUGUGUGUGUGUAGUGUCAAAGUGGAAAAGAAAUAUUCCAAGUCCAUGGAAAAAUGGGCAAAAUAUAUGAAUGGACAGUUCUCAGAAACUAUGUUCAAACUCUGUAAGAGAAAAGCAAAUUAAAACCCCACUUUGAUACAUUUCUCACCUACUAGACUUGGAAAAAGGAAACCUGUAAUUUUGGCAGCUCCCUCUGUUGGUAAGGCUAUGGGAAACAGCACUCUGAUACAUCAGUGGAUGUGCAAUAUGGACUAUCUGUGGGAUGAUCUCCAGCAAAACUCUAUAAGCAUUUAUUGGACUUCCCUGGUGGCGCAGUGGUUAAGAAUCCGCCUGCCAAUGUGGGGGACAUGGGUUCGAGCCCUGGUCCAGGAAGAUCCCACAUGGCACGGAGCAACUAAGCAACUAAGCCUCAACUACUGAGCCUGCUCUCUAGAGUCUGUGAGCCACAACUACUGAAGCCUACGCGCUUAGAGCCCGUUCUCCGCAACAAGAGACGCCACUGCAAUGAGAAGCCCGCGCACUGCAACGAAUAGUCCCCGCUCGCUGCAACUAGAGAAAGCCCGCACGCAGCAACGAAGACCCAA